This is a messenger RNA of Chionomys nivalis (European snow vole), 3401 nucleotides long. It is a transcript of the gene Tmem65, whose product is annotated as transmembrane protein 65. Gene Ontology annotation, cellular component: mitochondrion. The record is from RefSeq and is a predicted model, not a curated record. Lineage: Eukaryota; Metazoa; Chordata; Mammalia; Rodentia; Cricetidae. The transcript is spliced from 7 exons. Bases 411 to 1115 code for a protein of 234 amino acids. Gene Ontology annotation, biological process: regulation of cardiac conduction; cardiac ventricle development.
GAGAGGCCGGAGGGUGGGAAAGCGGCCGGCGGCGGAGGGCGGCGCCGAAGGAGGGCGGCGCGCGGUGACUCAUCCCUCUGGAAGAUCAGACACGCUCGCUGAGCCCGCCCGCCCGCCCGUACCGCCGCUCCUCAACCGGGAGGUGCACGCCCGCUCGCACCGCCCUCCCCGCUCCGAGCUCCCGGCACGGCUGCCGCACAGAAAGUUUUUCCGGGCUCAGGGCCUGCGGGAAGCGGGGCGGGCACGGCAAGGGAGGCGGUUGCUGUGCGGGCCCGCCGAGUGCAUGGUGCCCGGUGCCCGGGCCGUGCGUCUGGAGGAGCCAGGGCGGGGCGGGGCUGAGCCCAGCGCCUGAGCCUCUGUCCAGCUGCGUCCGAAGCCAGGGACUGUCCCGGUGGUCGCGCUCCAACGCCAUGUCCCGGCUGCUGCCGCUGCUGGGGAGCCGGACGGUGCGCAGCCUGAGGCCGGGCCCUGCCGCCGCGCCACGCCCGCCGUCCUGGUGCGGCUGCGGCCGGGGACUGCUGGCGCUCGGGGUCCCCGGCGGUCCCCGGCUCCUGGGCACCCACCCCAAGAAGGAGCCCAUGGAGGCGUUGAACACUGCGCAAGGCGCGCGCGAUUUCAUCUACAGUCUGCACUCCACCGAGAGGAGCUGCUUGCUCAAAGAGCUGCACCGCUUCGAGUCCAUUGCCAUCGCCCAAGAGAAAUUGGAAGCUCAACCACCCACUCCAGGACAGCUGAGAUAUGUAUUCUUCCACAAUGCGAUACCUUUCAUAGGGUUUGGCUUUUUGGAUAAUGCAAUUAUGAUUGUUGCAGGAACCCAGAUUGAAUUGUCUAUUGGGAUUAUCUUGGGAAUUUCAACAAUGGCAGCUGCUGCUUUGGGAAAUCUUGUUUCAGAUUUAGCUGGACUUGGCCUUGCAGGUUAUGUUGAGGCCUUGGCUUCCAGGUUAGGCCUAUCAAUUCCUGAUCUCACACCAAAGCAAGUUGACAUGUGGCAGACGCGUGUUAGCACACAUCUGGGCAAGGCUGUUGGGGUGACUAUUGGCUGCAUUCUAGGAAUGUUCCCUUUGUUUUUCUUUGGAGGAGGCGAAGAAGAUGAAAAACUGGAAACGACAAAUUAAUCAUCUUAGAAUCCCUAUAAAAAGUUGUAAACUAAUGUACCUCAGUCAUUAACAAAUACUGUCACAGCAUUUAGUGAUGAGGACAGUGACAGUGUAUAGAUACGGGAUCAAGUACUUCAGCAUGUAUUGUGGAAACACUAACUUAUUGUGGCUUGGUCUUCUUAAGAUAUCUUUUUAAAAACCAUUUAGUAUAUCAUUUUAUGUAAAUUGUUGAGAUGCUUUUCAUCAAUGGCAGUCAUGUUAUCUUUCCCUUUUCUCUGUGUAUCAACAUAUUAUUUAACUUUUAGUCAUUGAUACUGUACUGUACUGACUUGGGAUUUGCUUAUUUGUUAUGUAUCAUGUACAUGCAUGGAAAUAUCUAUUUAUGUUUUUUUUCCUUGAUGAUCAUAAUUCAAAGCUAGGGUUUCUUCAAAUUAUGUAAGGUGUUUAACAUCAGUUAAAUUUUGACUCCCUGCCUGGAGGCAUCACAUCUGUGCUGUUUCACAGUAAACAUUUACAAUCAUAUACACAUUUAUAAUCCUAUACUUUCACUCGUUUUUGAAGCUUUCGCAUCUGUUCAAAAUGAAUACAGACUUUAGGUGUUUUAAGUAUAUCCGGUUCUUUUUAAUUUUGAGCCACAUUGUCUUAAGGGCCAGAGGCCAAUCAGAAAGAUUGACUCUCUGGCCUUCCUUUUACACACACCGUACAUGCUAACAAGUGUACUUAUUUUUAGCCGACUUUUUACCUUUGAUUUCCCAACCUUGAAUAAUCGUUCAGUGAGUUUUGGUUUAUGAGGGAAAGACGGUGCUUCAAUGCUUACCGUCUUUAAAGUAGGGAUUAAGAAAUUAGGGUGAACUGAAGAAUUUAAGAUGACAUUUGAAAACUAUGCUAAUUUCCCUUUCUUUUUAAGGGAAAUAGGAAAUGGAAACUUUAAGGAGGUUUAUGGAGGAAGCAGCAGGGUUCAGGUGUUUGGAAGGUCCAUGACCAGUUCUGUUUCUUUGGAAGGAUUUCCCUCCUAAAAUGUUAUUAUCUCAUCAGAAUGGAAUGAGUCUAAUUAUUCCUUGCUCAGAAUUCUAAUAUCAUUAGAUCUCACUUAGUGAUUUUUUUCCUCUGGAUGAAAUUUUUAGAAAUAUCAUGUGUUUCAUAUUUUGCUAUAUAGCCUAGUCAAUCAUGACAUGAGGCGAGAGCCUUUCUCCCAGUUUUGGAGAUUUUUCUUUUGUGGUGAUUAUAGCACAUGGCUGGUGAAAACUGCUUGUGUCUGUGCUUGUAUGUCUGACCUAAAUCAUGUGGGAAUCAUAAGUUUUAAUUUUUGAACCCUUGAAGUUUUUUCUCAUGUGAUCUACACAUGCUAAAAAGUUACAUGUGACAGAAUAAUUGAACAUAGGGAAGAGAGAAACUGAAGUUAGAAUUUAUUCUUUGGGGAAAUUAAAGUUAUUCAUAUUUGCUAACUAGAUGAAAAAGACAAACAGCAUGACUAUGCCUUUUAAAUCUUAUUUUGGAGUAUUGUUUGCACAUAAUUACUGUGAGCUCUUCUUAAAGAUUUCUUUUCCAUAAGAAAACAUGUCACGUACUGUCUCAUACAUGUCCCUUACUGUCUCAUACAUGUCACAUACUGUCUCAUACAGUCACGUACUGUCUCAUAUAUGUCAAUACUGUCUCAUAUAUGUCAAUACUGUCUCAUACAUGUCACAUACCGUCUCAUACAUGUCACAUGCCGUCUCAUACAUGUCACAUGCCGUCUCAUACAUGUCACAUGCCGUCUCAUACAUGUCACACACCGUCUCAUAAGUCACAUACUGUCUCAUACAUGUCACGUACUGUCUCAUACAUGUCACAUACUGUCUCAUACAUGUCACAUACUGUCUCAUACAUGUCACAUACUGUCUCUACCACACUUUGGGAUGAUUUAGUGCUGUCCAUUUAUCAUAGACUCUCAAGGACAAAUAGUAUAAAAACCAUCAAAUUCUCGCACACCCAAGUAGCACUCUCCUUUGAUCAGAUUGGAAUUACAUGACUUGCCAUCAGACAGGUCUGCCUUUUGUAUCUUCUUCACGUAUCACACACGGGCACCAGGAAGAGGAGUCUAGGUCAGUGGAUUAUAACGCUUAUUUCAUUUUCUGUGUAAACUGUGAGUGCUUGUGUCCAUCCUUCGUAUAGACAGAUUAGAAUGGGUGUUGCAUUUUCUGUGUGAACUGUGAGUGCUUGUGUCUCUCCUCUGUGUAUUGGUAGCUUUCCUGUUUUUGUUUUUUAGUGUUGUAUUGUGGUGCUUAACUUUUCUUCUUAUUAAAUCCCAUUUCCAGAAACCUC